GAAAGAAGAGUAGGAGGAGGAGGAGGAGAAGGGAGACGGAUAGACAGGCAGGCAGCCAUUCCACCUAUUGAUUACGGUGGAGGAUUCUCUUACUCCGUUAUGGAGCCGGAUAGGUCCGGUGGCGGAGCGGCACGCAACCCAAAUGGGCCCAAAGCCGGUCCGGCGUCUGGGUCGAUGGGGUCUGUUGUUGCUGCUACUGCUGCAGCGGCCGCUUCUUCCACCUCGACGCGAGAGAUGCAAGAAGGCGAAGCGGGCCUGUCGUUGCCGGGCAUCCUGCACUUCAUCCAGCACGAAUGGGGACGAUUCCAGGCUGAGAAAUAUCGCUGGGAAGCAGAGAGGGACGAGCUGAGGGCUCAGGUUGCAUUUCUGCAGGGUGAGAGGAAAGGCCAAGAAAACAUGAAGCAAGAUCUAGUGCGGAGAAUCAAGAUGUUGGAGUAUGCUCUUAAACAAGAGAGAGCAAAACAUCAAAAACUGAAAUCUGGUAACGACCCUAACCAGGGGGAGAAGAAGGCAGAUACAGAAACAGAGCAAGUCACUAAUGGGCCACUGGACUCUGAUACUGAACAGGGAAGCCAGAUGUCCUGGAAAGAUGGACGCCAGCUUCUGCGCAAGUAUCUAGAGGAGGUGGGCUACACAGACACUAUACUAGAUAUGCGUUCCAAAAGGGUGCGCUCGCUGCUGGGUCGUGGUAAUUCAGAAGUGAACGGCACGGCUACUCAGCCCAGCGAUCCCUAUGUGGAAUCCCGAGCAGGAAGUGGGGUUGGAGGAGGAGGAGGAGGAAGUGUGGCUGGAGAGUCAAUGCUGGUAAAACAGAUUGAAGAGCAGAUUAAGAGAAAUGCUGCAGGUAAAGAGUCCACAAAAGACCACAUCACUAGUUCGGUUUUGGAGAAGAUCCCAUUUUUACGGGGUUGUGAGGAAGACGAAGACAGCGAUGAGGAGGAUGACUUCCAUGGCAUCACCACAGACCGCAUCGAUGGCCCCAGGCAGCACAAAAAGGAUCGGGUCAAGAUGGGGCCAGAGCCGACUGGAGCAGAAUUUGAGCCAGAGGAUGAGGAGGAUGAAGAUGACUCUGAGGACGCUUUGAAUGAGUUUGACUUUUUGGGCUCCGGAGAAGGAGGCGAAGGUGCUGGAGAGGCCCGUGUCUCUGGAGACGGGAGAGAGCUAGAGAACAGAAGGAAUAAACUUCAAGGCAUGCUUUCUGAUCUCCGUGACGUUGACGGUUUAUCUACGAAAUGCGCCAUCUCUUCCACAGGACCCACACAGUCCAGAGCCAAUGAAGGGAGUUCCCUGGGUUUCCCCUCAGAUGUCUUUAUUUUGGAUACCGUGGGGGGUGGAGAUAUGAACUUGGGGGAACUUGCAGACCUCACGGUGGCCAAUGACAAUGACCUGACAAUUGACUUGCAGGAUAGCCGGGAGGAGUUCAAAAAGACGUGGAAUCCCCGCUUUACACUGCGCAGUCACUUUGAUGGGAUCCGAGGGCUGGCCUUCCAUCCAAACCAAGCAGUUCUGCUGACAGGAUCUGAGGAUGGUACCCUCAAACUCUGGAAUUUGCACAAGGCCAUCCACUCCAAGAAAAAUGCAGUCCUGGAUGUGGAACCCAUAUACACUUUUCGGGCACACAGUGGACCUGUACUCUCACUUGCCAUGGGAGAAAAUGGUGACUUUUGCUACAGUGGUGGUCUCGAUGGCAGUGUGCGUUGCUGGAAGAUUCCCGAUUUAAAUGUGGAUCCAUAUGAUAAUUAUGAUCCCAGCGUUCAGCAUAGCAUGAUGAUAGGACAUACUGAUGCCGUAUGGGGGUUAGCCUUCAGUCUGAAUCAGCGACGCCUGGCCUCCUGUUCCGCUGAUGGAUCCAUCCGCAUUUGGGACGACUCCGUGACUCCGGCCUGCCUCAGUGUCUUCAACAAAGAUAAAGAGUAUGGGAUUCCUACCUCAGUGGCCUUUGUGAACUCUGACCCCACGCAGGUUGUGGCUUCUUUUAAUGGAGGAGAGACGGUCCUGUAUGAUCUUAACUCUGAGCAAAGCAUUCUACAGCUGGACUCGAAAAGCAAAGAGGGAAGCACUUUGGUCAACCGCAUCGUGAGCCACCCGUCUUUGCCCAUCUCCAUUACCGCUCACGAGAAUCGCAGCAUCCGCUUCCUGGACAAUAAAACUGGUAAAAUUAUCCAUUCCAUGGUGGCACACUUGGACGCUGUCACCUGCCUGGCUGCAGAUCCCAGUGGAGUUUACCUCAUUUCAGGCAGUCACGACUGCUCAGUGCGUCUUUGGAUGCUGGACAGCCGGACAUGUGUGCAGGAGAUCACGGCCCACCGAAAGAAACACGACGAGGCGAUUCAUGAUGUGGCCUUUCACCCGAGUCAGCCGUACAUUGCCAGUGGUGGGGCCGACGCUCUGGCUAAGAUCUUUGUGUAGCCCCACCACCUACGUCAUGUGUGUCUGGAUGAGGUUAGCAACCAAGAGACUGAACCUCCAUGCUGGGUGGAACACACUCUGUGCCCCCCUUCUCCCACCCAGACCGUGUGCUCAGCUUGUCAUCUUCUACAGGUUCAUUUAUUGAAUCGACGUCUGCUACUGUUGCUGCUUUAAAUGUUAACAAAUGAAACGCAAAAACAGAAAAAGCAGCUCAGGGCUCUACCACCUGCACCCAAAGGUAUCUCUUGCACCAUUAAAAGACCUCUCCGAAGUCCUCUUCCAUUUCCACGGAUGAUGUUCUCGCAUUCUGCGGCACUCUGGGAAGACGUCCUCCGCAAGCCUCCCUGAAUCUGAUGCAAGUGUAAACCCGCGUCCGUGGCCUCUCGGAGACGUGGUGCACAGAACACUAACGCAAGAUGGUCGUCAUAAACUGCAGACGAUUUUAGUACCUGAAUGGAUCUUCAUUUCCUUUCUUCAGAGGCCGUCGACAUUAAAACAAAUUGAUGUACUUGACGUAAAGAACAGGUGCUGAUCAGAAUCGUCGAUUUCUCCUCCCCUGCUUUUUGUACAGGAUUAGGUGUGCGGUUACCUCUGACCUUUUCUAUGUUGCUACUCUCCAGCGUUCCUCUUCGAAGAAGCUGUUUUGACGGCGGUUUCCCUGAGCAGUUUGCCGUCGGUCACCGUAAGACCCCCCCCCUCCCCACGUCUAUUUCUCCCAUCCAGCAGUGGGUAGCUUUGAUUUUUCUUUCCACUACCACUUUAGGUUUUUCCUGUGAAGCCGUGUUCAGUAGGUCGUCUGUAUUUCUAGGACCUUUUAUUUUUUUCGGAAAGGGGUAAAAAUAAUUCCCAAAUUUUAGACCACAGUGUGAUUUGUAUUUUCACGUUAAGGAUAAACAUUACGGUUUCUUUUAAGUUAUGUAAUUUAUUCCUGGUGCUAAAACAGUUUUCAAAUCAGGGACUACAAAAUUGUCAAGUGUGCAUUUCAUAGCAUAGCAUGUUGAAAUUUCACUUUUUUUGUUUGGCUCCUGUCCUCAGGGAGUUUGCGCUCUCCUCUGUAUCUGUCCCUGUCCCUCUCGCGGCCUUUUAAUUUGAUUUUCAAACUCAGCAUUUUUAUCACAUUGGCUUUAUCCAUCCCGACAGUUUGUUCUGUUUCACCGGCGAGAACUUUAUAAUAAGGUGUAUUUCAUUUACUCGCCAUUUUGUCUCGUCUUUGUUAUUUUUUCACUUUGCUACGUGAUGACUAAAUACAUUAAGAUAUUAGUAUAUUAUUAGUGACUGCUCUUUUGUUCAUUCUAGAUGGCUUAAAAAAAAGGUUUGCUAUAUUGAAGAGAGGACUGAGAUAAGUCUAAAGAUGUAUAAAGCGCAACCUGGGGAUGAAGGAGAAUGCAUGCCUGAGAUACCUGGGAAUGAGCAGCCCGUUUUUCUUGAUGGUCGUCUCAUCCCUUUUCGGUAAUGUAGGGGAUCAGUUUCCAUUUCUUCUGACAUAAAAAAUAGGAAAAGAAUUCCUUAAUUUUUGCGAUUUCCCCAAGUGUUAGCUUACCUUUUAGCCAGAAGUGUAUAUGGCUGACGCAAGAGCUCCUACUCAUUCCAGGGCUCUGAUUAAAAUAGCUGCUGCCCUUUCUGGAGCCAUUGAAGUAAAUCUGAGAGUUAUUGGUGGAGAUAAAAAAAAUAAAUGUUAAAUCUAGUCCAUUUAAAAAAAAAAAAAUGUAGUCCAUUAAAAAAAAUGUUUAUAAUAGUCCAUUAAUUUCUUACUGGACAGGUGGAAGAUUCAUUUCUGAAGUGACACUAUCAGUGACACAGCUCUCAAUAAGUGUGGGUCGCUUUUUACCGAUCCAGAACUUUUUCUACUACAGCAGUCGUGCUGCAUACGGCAAUAAAGUUGUUGCACAUAUUAAAACGAUGGAUGAUGCUGCUCUUGUAAAAUAUGAUUUUUCAUGUCUGCAAAUAUUAACCAUACACGAUUGGGAGCAGUGUAUUUGGUAGCUCGUCAGCUUUAUAGGAACACCUAAUUGUCAGGUAUGGAUGACUUAAUUGUCAGUGACCCGCCGAGGACAUAAAAGUGCAAACUGGACUGUGUCCUACAAUGGCUGCUGCGUCACAUGACGUUUUUUUUAAUUUAUAUUUCGUGGGGAAUGUCGGCGGCACCAGAGUCGCAUAACACUAAAGCAAAACAGAUUUUCACCCACUUCUCCAGAGUGCGGUGUUAAAUGAGAAGUGAAAUGUGAGAUCGGCGCAUUAAAGCUAUUGUGUUCGUUUUCAUAGAAAACGGUCGUUGAAUGUUGUACGUCCGUGUGGUCUGCUUCUUCUUAUUGGGCGCGGCAACUCGAGGGAUGUGGUGGGCACACAGCUUGGGUGACAGGCCUGCGGAGCCAUCAACAGGCUCUGUGAACGGUGCACUGUUCACCGCUUCCAUUUAGUGAUCUGUUCAAAAUAGAACCGUGAUCUUCUUAUUAUUAAUGGGAAAGGGUUAAAAGACCAAUUUUUUUUUUUUAAGACUUCAUUGUUCUUUUAAUUUUUUUUUUUUUAAUUCUAAUCUUAAAUAUAGCUUUCCACUUCCAGGCAUUUAAGGAAAGUUUGCGUUCACUUCCUGUUUGUAGUUUUCUUGCAGGUGCGUUGAGUUUCCUUUCCAGCUCAGAGCAGCUCCUCUCUUCUUUGUGAAGAAUUUCUUGGUACGUCAGCCCAACACCGAAUUUGUGAACCCACCCCUAAGAAAACCUGCCACACAGUAACGUAGGAAAAACUCGCUUCGGCCUAAUUAAUGCCUUUGACGUUCCCGUCACAAGGUAUGCUUUGUUUUGUUUUUCUUUGUUAUUCUGUGAACAAUUAUGGGACCCCCCCCUCAACCCCACUAGGUGGGGGAGAUGUGGCGAAACGGUGUUAAGGUGCCUGAGUAGAAGAAAAACAAAAAGUGUAAAUUCCAUUGUAAGUAUUGUGUAGCAGUGAGUGGUGACCAGGCCUGCCUGUAGUUCAUUAAAGACAAAGGGAGAGGCGGGUGGGCAGCCUUCAGUUUGUUCAGGUCAUUAUUAUCUGCUUUUUGCAUCUUCCUUUCUUUUUAUAUUUAUUUUUACAGCACAUAGUUGACCAAAAUCUCUCUAUGAUUCAGCAGGUCAGGACUUUAUCAUAACAGGGGCUGCGUAUCUUGCAGCUGGCGUCUGUUUCUGUCGCCUGAAUAAUUUCUUUUUAUUUUUUUUACACUUUGGCCUUCUUCCCACAGUAAAUAAAUCUGCAAACAAGAGGCCCACCAGAAUCCGUCGCCUAUGGGAAAGACAUUAAGCAGAAAAAAAAACCCCCAAAAGCUUCAUUUCAAGUUGUGCACCUAUGGGUGAAUAAAUAACCUGCCGGCAGUGACGAUGAAUACUAGGCCCUGCAAUGAAGGCUGAUGCCUACCUGAACUGGCUUGUGCAUGUGGAGAAGGCACCUUUUUUUUUUUUUUUUCCACGUGUAAACCUUUCUUCUGUAUAAUUUCUUUUUUUUUUAUCGAAAUUGUGAUGCUUUUCUCAUACUCCGUUCACGAUGAUUGACGGGACGUGGAAGGGCUCUCACUAGAGUGGCCCAAUGGUUAUCGGCAUCCUCUCUUGCACUUCUGCCGACUAUUCAUUUUACGCCAUUAUGAACAUAAUACCUCAGACUGGAAAAA
Messenger RNA from Erpetoichthys calabaricus (reedfish), 6046 nucleotides. It is a transcript of the gene strn4, whose product is annotated as striatin, calmodulin binding protein 4. Gene Ontology annotation, molecular function: protein phosphatase 2A binding; calmodulin binding; protein-containing complex binding. Gene Ontology annotation, cellular component: dendrite. The coding region runs from base 100 to 2409 and encodes 769 amino acids. The record is from RefSeq and is a predicted model, not a curated record. NCBI's taxonomy places the organism in Eukaryota, Metazoa, Chordata, Cladistia, Polypteriformes, Polypteridae. The transcript is spliced from 18 exons.